GUUGCAGAAUCAAUGCUCUCAUGAAACAACGGCAGCUGGCUGUAGUAUUUUCAUUGAUUAAAGGCUGAUAUGGAUGAGAAGCUAGGAGCUCCAAACUUCGGGGGAUAUGACCAGAAAUGAAGAAGAUAUCAGAGUUCCGCUUCAAAAUGGAGAACGCGAUUCUCUUGUCGUCUGACUUCGAGCCUGCCAGAGGCGUGGGUUCCUAAAAUCAGCCUAGCUUAGAACUGCAAAUGAAGCCGGAUUCUUAUGUUACCAAAUAUGCAACGUACCUUUUUCACUUUCCCCCAUCGAUUUUACUUCCUUCGCUGGGACUGUAUGUCUUCUACAUCCACUCAUCCGGCUUCUGAAGACAGUCGAUAUUGGCGUUAUGCUCAACCAAGCGCAUCUUCCAGCUCACAUAACCCUAUACCCUGUGACGGCCUCAGCCAAUCAUCGCUUGUGGCGUCUAGGCAUUUAAACCAACCUAACGGCUACACAGAAGGCUUUGAUGUUAGCGUGAAUGUGAAACGAGCAUUUACGUUCGAAGAACUUCAAUCAGGUGCAUACUUCAAUUCUUUGGACGAAUCGGAUCUGCAAUUCUUUGGCAUGUACGGUCAACCUGUUCUUAUCCCGUGCCCCGAAGAUUCGGAUCAAGGGGGAUGGAGCUUGCAAGGCCAGACACACAUACAUCCAGCUGGCGAUUCCUCAUCGUGCACGACUACCACUCAGUAUGCUCCUCAUAGCAAUCUAUCUACGUUUCAGAUCUCGAAAUCAUAUACGCUAGUCGACUCUCUGGGACAGCUGUCCACUUCAACGUCUGCAAAGGCGCCCAGCAGCAGCGCACAAGGUACACGUGUUUCUGCUACGGCACCUGCUGCAGGGCAUAGUGGCGCGAUCCGCGUGAAACAUGAACCAGGUUUGAUACAGCAGUCCUUGUAUCCGUCAGACUUCCCGUCAUCGAGGCCCGUCCUGCAUCAUUCUCGACAACCGUAUGUGUACGAGGGGAGUCGUUUGACUCACGACAGUGAAGAUAUAAAACCAAACCGCUCAAUAUUGGAUGAGGAGCCGCCUAUGGAUCACUUGCCAUAUCCGCCGCCCGUUCAUUCGGUCUCGACUCACCAGUUCCAACCAUAUUCGCCUCCUCAGGAAGCAAUGACACAUUCUCCCUCUCCAUGCUCCCCUCAUAGUACAGCUUUCUUGGGCACUUCGCAUCAUGAUGCAUCGGAAGUCCCAGUCACUGUCCCUAGCCAGUCUUACAUGUUUGUUGAAGACUCGUCCACUCCAGCAUUCAUUCAUACAAGUCAACAACAUUACCACUCCCCAAAUGAAUCUUCUUCGCACACUCAUGACAGGAGGACGAGAUCCCCUUAUCAACGUUCACCGUCCCCGAGGGGCGCGUUACGUAUAACCCCGCCGCCGCAUCCCAAGAGAUCGAUGGAUAAGAAACCAGCGCUUGCGUGCCUAUUUUGUCGAGGGCGGAAAAUCGCGUGCGGCCCACCUGUCCCCGGUAGCAAAGACAGGACAUGCAAUCAGUGUGCUCGUAGGCAUUUGAAAUGCGAGUAUCCGCUAGAGUCGCGUCGGGGAAUGAGGAAGCGCCGGUCGCUGAUUCCCCGGGGAAGUGGCUCGCCGGUUCCCGAAACCAAUUCAGGGGGUCCCAAAGUGAUAAGGCCAGGUCGAAAACGAUCUAUAGACAAACGGCCAUAGUUCCCCCGCUCCCCGGACUGCUCUAGAGUCACUCCUUUGAAUAUUUAUUGUCAUUCCUUUGCAUUGCUCUUAGCAUCGCGUAUUGUGUUGUGUAAAUUACGCUCGUCAUCCUGCAAUUUCUGCAUGUUGUC
Suillus paluster is the source of this 1814-nucleotide messenger RNA. RefSeq lists its product as uncharacterized. The record is from RefSeq and is a predicted model, not a curated record. Bases 247 to 1683 code for a protein of 478 amino acids. Gene Ontology annotation, molecular function: DNA-binding transcription factor activity, RNA polymerase II-specific; zinc ion binding. NCBI's taxonomy places the organism in Eukaryota, Fungi, Basidiomycota, Agaricomycetes, Boletales, Suillaceae. Gene Ontology annotation, biological process: regulation of DNA-templated transcription. The transcript is spliced from 6 exons.